CUAAAGCUGAAAGUGCAAGCAGCGAAUUACAGUACUUUAGGCUCUUUGUAAGAAGCUAGCUCCAGGAGCUGAGUCUCCACUGAAUUAUCAGAAAAAUGGCGAUCCCUAGAAUUGCUGUUGGAUCCACAGGCGAGUUUGCCCAACCCGAUGCUCUGAAAGCUGCUCUGGCCGAGUUCAUUUCUGUUCUCAUUUUUGUUUUCGCCGGCGAAGGCUCCGGUGUUGCUUUCAACAAGCUGACGGACGAUGGGUCGACAACGCCGGCCGGGCUUGUGGCUGCAGCCCUGGCUCACGGUUUUGGACUGUUCGUUGCGGUUGCAAUUGGAGCCAACAUUUCCGGCGGGCACGUGAACCCUGCCGUCACCUUCGGUGCCUUCCUCGGUGGCCACAUCACACUCAUCAGAGGUAUUAUGUACUGGAUCGGGCAGCUCCUUGGAGCCGUGGUUGCUUGCUUGCUUCUUGCCUUCUCAACUGGAAUGUCGACACCUGCAUUCUCCCUGUCCAGUGGUGUAGGUGUAUGGAAUGCAGUGGUGUUUGAGAUUGUGAUGACCUUCGGCUUGGUCUACACUGUGUACGCAACAGCAGUGGACCCAAAGAAGGGUAACAUUGGAAUAAUUGCACCCAUUGCAAUUGGUCUCAUUGUGGGUGCCAACAUUCUUGCUGGUGGUGCCUUUGAUGGUGCAUCCAUGAACCCAGCAGUCUCCUUUGGCCCUGCUGUGGUCAGUUGGUCAUGGGACAACCACUGGGUCUACUGGGUCGGUCCACUCAUCGGCUCCGCCAUUGCCGCGUUCGUCUACCAGAUAAUCUUCAUCGAUUCAAACACCCAUGAACAGCUCCCCUCCACCGAUUUCUAAGCACUAGUACCUGUUUCUCAGUCUCCAUCUUUUCUCUGUUGUUGAAGUUAUGUGGAUGGGGAAAGGGUUGAGAGUCUGGUGGUUUCUUUUGAUUUUAGGAGUUCUUAAUGUUGUUCGUAUCUUGCUCUCUCGUUACUUGGUGAUUCUUGUCCACUGUCUUGUAUUCCUGCAAUCAUUUUGAAGAGUAAUGUCCAUUUGUGCUCAGUCUAAGAAA
Molecule: messenger RNA, 1065 nt
Organism: Carya illinoinensis
Lineage: Eukaryota; Viridiplantae; Streptophyta; Magnoliopsida; Fagales; Juglandaceae
Product: aquaporin TIP1-3-like
Exons: 3
Coding region: 96-851 (251 amino acids)
Biological process (GO): water transport; transmembrane transport
Cellular component (GO): membrane
Molecular function (GO): water channel activity
Source: RefSeq, a predicted model, not a curated record